AUGCCCGAUCGCGCCGGGUCCCCCCCUCUCGCCGCCGCCGGGACACCGAGCCGGGACGGAGCCGCCGGGACGCCGCGGACGAGGGGCUGCAUGGCCGGGGGGGGCUGUGGGGGCCGCCCCGUCCUCCGCGGGGCACCCCCCGGCGCUGGGUGCCGGCGGCCGUGGCGGCUCCUGCUCCUGGCCUGGCUCAGCCUGGUUGGCACGGCACAGGACCCAGCCCUGGGCACACCAGCAAGGGUCCCCGAGGCCCCAGCCCCUGCUCGGCCCCGCUGGCAGCCGGCCCGGGGGACCUGGGGGUCCUGGGGCCCCUGGAGCCCCUGGAGCUCCUGCUCCAGCUCCUGCGGGGACGGGGUCGCCCUUCGCACCCGGAGGUGCCAGCGGACCCCCGGGGAGGAGCCGUGCACGGGGGACCUGCGGCAGUACCGGCUCUGCCAGCUCCAGGGCUGUCCCAGCGGCUCCGUGCCCUUCCGGGCCAUGCAGUGCUCCCUCUACGACAACAAGCCCGUCCUGGGCACCUCCGCCCGGUACCGCUGGGUUCCCUUCCACGGAGCCCCCAACCUCUGCGACCUCAACUGCCUGGCCGAGGGGCACAACUUCUACUACAGCUUCGGGCGGGUGCUGGACGGGACCCGCUGCGGCCCCGGCUCCCCGGACCUGUGUGUUGGUGGGCGCUGCCUGAGCGUGGGCUGUGACGGGAUCCUGGGCUCGGGCCCCCGCCCCGACGCCUGCGGCCACUGCGGCAGCGGCUCCUGCGUCUUCGUGCACCGGCUGUUCCAGGGCUCGGACCCCUCCUCCGGAUAUUUUGGGUACAUGAAUGUGACCAAGAUCCCGGCUGGGGCCACCCACAUCAAAGUGACGGACAAGAGCCGCAACUACCUGGCGCUGAUGAUGAGUGACGGGCGUUAUGUGCUCAACGGGGACUGGGCCAUCGCCUGGCCGGGGCCCUACGAGGCCGCCGGCACCCGCCUCACCUACACCCGCACCCCCGACGGCACCGAGAGCCUGGAGGCACCCGGGCCCACCGACCAGGACCUGCACGUGAUGGUCCUGCUGCAGGAGCCCAACCCUGGCAUCGAGUACGAGUUCUGGCUGCCCCACGGGCACCCCCAGCCCGGCCAUGGGGACACCAGCCCCCUGCGGCAGCCCCAGCCCCGGGGGGCCGGCAGCCCCCCGCCCCAGGAGCCCCCGCUCACCCCGGCCCCUGCACGGCCCCCCCAGCCCGGGGGCUCUGCCACGGAGCCGCCGCCGAGGAGCCCCCCAGGCUGGAGCCAGGAUGGGGGUGCUGCAGGGCGAUGCGGGAGGUGCCGCCCGGCCAAGGGACGUUCCCAGCGCAUCCGGCACUUCUGCCAGAGCGACUUCGUGUUCCACGGGCGGAUCCUGGCGCAGCGCUUGGUGGGGCGGGAGACGCGCUACGAGGUGGAGGUGAAGGCGCCGUACCGGCAGCGCUCGCCGCUGGUGUCCCGGGAAUACCUGUGGGUGCCCAACACCUGCGGGUGCCCCCCGCUGCGGGAGGGCGGCGAGUACGUGCUGAUGGCGCGGCGGCACGUGAACCACGAGCACACCCUGAACCGCAUCCUGCUGCAGGACGGCGGCUACGCCCGGCCCUGGACGCCCCGCGAGGCCCGGCUGGUGCGGGAGGCGGCGCGGCACUGCCCCCAGCCCCGGCCCCCCUGAGCCCCCCCCGGCCCCAGCGCCCCCCGGGACGGGACCCCGAGGGCGAGCCCGGUGCUCCUGCCGUGCACCGACCCCUCCCCUGGCU
This is a messenger RNA of Chiroxiphia lanceolata (lance-tailed manakin), 1759 nucleotides long. It is a transcript of the gene ADAMTSL5, whose product is annotated as ADAMTS like 5. Gene Ontology annotation, cellular component: extracellular matrix. NCBI's taxonomy places the organism in Eukaryota, Metazoa, Chordata, Aves, Passeriformes, Pipridae. The coding region runs from base 1 to 1674 and encodes 557 amino acids. The transcript is spliced from 12 exons. Gene Ontology annotation, molecular function: protein binding; metalloendopeptidase activity. Gene Ontology annotation, biological process: extracellular matrix organization. The record is from RefSeq and is a predicted model, not a curated record.